Messenger RNA from Phytophthora nicotianae INRA-310, 591 nucleotides. RefSeq lists its product as hypothetical. The transcript has 2 exons. Bases 1 to 591 code for a protein of 196 amino acids. Lineage: Eukaryota; Oomycota; Peronosporomycetes; Peronosporales; Peronosporaceae. The record is from RefSeq and is a predicted model, not a curated record.
AUGGCAUUGGAAAAUCCUCCGACGAGUGCGUCGGAGUUGACGUCGCUUCCAUCCAUGGGCUGGAUGCGCUUCGCGAGGGACCUGUUCGAUGUGUCCAUCGAACAGAUAUGCAUCCUUUCAGGAAUUCAAAGGAUGGAGAGUGAAGCGGAGGAGUUGAGAGAACUCCACGCUCCAAACACCACUGAGAACGGAUCAAAGUGUAUGUUGGCAAAUUCAGCGUCAUUGUUGAUGGCGCUGCAAACACACAAGAGUAUCGGGUUCGGCGGCGAGGUCGCUCCGAACCUGUCAGCGAUCUCGGAUGUAGAAGGCAUCCAAGCAGGGCGCACUGCAACAUCACUUGCAGUACGAGAACGAGAAGAGGGCCUCACCGGUACAGGUGGGUGCCGUGCCUCUACUCCAGUACGCGGACGCUUUGAACGUGAACCGCCCGGAUCUUCAUUACGCGUUUGCCGCGAUCCAGUGAGUGGAUCGGACGUUGUUUCGGCCGUCUUAGACUCGGCAGCCGAGGGCGAGGAGGCCUCGCCCUAUUCCAUUGGGACAUCCUCGAUGUCAGACCCAAAGUCAAUCUGCAGCGGGGCUGCCGUAGCUUAG